This is a messenger RNA of Paramuricea clavata, 2401 nucleotides long. The record is from the annotation of a GenBank genome assembly. Lineage: Eukaryota; Metazoa; Cnidaria; Anthozoa; Malacalcyonacea; Plexauridae.
AUGCUUUCUAAAUCUCUUUCUUUCAAAGGAUCAAAUGAUAGUCCUAACCUUAAGAAUUACGACGAGCAAUCAACUGGAGGAAUGUUUGUUCCUUAUCUUAAGAAUUAUGACGAGCAAGCAACUGGAGGUACGUACGUGUGACUAAAUAAUUUAUUACAGUUGUCAUGAAUGGUAAACAUUUUUGAAAAUUUGCACUUGACGAAAAUCCAACUUACUUUUUGAAGUUUUUUAUUAAUCUUUCAUUCUAAUCAAAAGUUCUGAUGGAAAAGCUUGUAGUAAUCCGGGUAAUCGAAUUUGCCUCAACUUGCAUGUCAUUUAGUUUGAGUUCUAUCACUCAACAACUGUGUUAGAUGAGGUAGCUAUAGGGGUUCAAGCCCUUUGUGAUUCUCGGGAACUAUAUUCCAGAACUUGUACAAUCUUGGCAAGCAAAACAACCAAUAAUGCACCACAGCUUCAAUCAGGGGCGGAUCUAGGAUUUUUGGUACGUUAGUCAAAAAUUUCGCUGCUGAACAUCGAGCGAGGGGAUUCUUUUACCGGUGGGGGUCGCAAAGCGAAUUGAUUUGUAUCCUGUUUUACGAAAAAAUGUUACGUGAAAAAUUACUGUUUCGCCCAAUGUCAGGGCUCGUCAGCAUGCCUAGGAAACACAUAACUCCAUAUUUUGUCCUUAAUUUACAUGAAUGGUCAAAAGAUUUUCAAAAUUAUAUAGCGAUGCGGUUUUGAAAAGCAUUUGAUUGAUUGUUUAUUCGCAGGAAGAAAAUUUCCGCGUUUAAUUCACUGCUUUCCGAGUUUUAAUAUUCAUAGCAGAAACAAAUGCCAUGAAUAUUCACAAUGGCAACAUGAUCCAUUCUACUUAAUUACUUGUUGUGUACAUAAUGUAGAGAUCGUAUUACACAAAGCCAUGCCACAUUGUCAUGUGCUUGUAGUUUUAAUAUACUAGACAACUAGGUAUAAAUAAUACAGUAUUAUUGAGUAUCUGAUCAAUAUAUAAAGCCUACGUUCCACAAGAGGCAUAGACAAAGUAUAAACAAACUGAAACUGCUUGUAUUAAGCCGCAGUAUUAAGCCGCAGUAUUAUGUAAAUUGACCGAAAUAUUAUGUAAAUUUCGUCUCUUAUUACGUACAGACGCGCAAUCCACUACAGCCUACAACAGCUAUAAUGCUAUACUUCAAAAUAAGGUUUCCGUUUUUAUAUCAAUUUUUUAAAUAAGUUAGGGUUAGGUUAGGGUUAUGGUUAGGUUAGGGUUGGGGUUAGGGUUAAGUUUAGUAUUAUCGUUAGGGUUUAUUUUUGCGUUAGGAUGGUUUUUUCUACGUUAUAAAAACGGAAAUCUUAUUUUGAAGUAUACUAUCUAGCGAUUACCAUAAUAUGCUAUAUCUAGUUAAAAUAGAAUAUAUUUACCUUAAGGCCGUACAAAACUUUUUUGUUUUCUCUCGAACGUACAUCGGGAUGUAAGAUUCCGCAGCAAAAUUUCGCGGUGCGAGGAAGAAGCUUGUUAUGUUCACAGCGCUCAAUAAGUCUUCAAUAGAACGUUUCGGUUACAUGUCUUUAAGAUAUUGUUAAUUAAAAUAUUGUCGAUCGUCUUUCUCUAAAGCAGCCUUUGCGGUUUCGUGGUUAGAACUUCUGAUAAAUUUUCCGAUUGCCAUAAAACGCACAUGCUAUAAAAUCGGCGGGUACGCCGUACGCAGUAUAAUAAUAAGAGACAAAAUUUACAUAAUAUUUCAGUCAAUUUACAUAAAUACAUAGACCUUUCCGUGCAUACUAUUAGCCUGAACGGUAUGAUCGAUCAAAAAUAUCCAGCCAACGGGAAUUCAGGAUUUUUUUGAAUUAGCCAAUCGCAUAGCUUGUAUUCGAGCCCCUGAUCGCUUUAGCGAUCAGAACUCCCCACAGAUCGCGCAAAAAUUGAGAUAGCGAAUCAGAUGGCUGGAAUCUGACUCAGAGCGUGCAAAACUCAUGCGUAAGAUCGCUUUUCUGCGCGUUCAUGUUCGAAGGCGUUGCUACUGCAUGGAUGAUAUCUUAGAACUGGACUGUUAAACUUUAGAUAAAUGCACUGCGCGAAAUUUGAUAACUGGACUGCUAUUUUAAUUUAACAAUUUUCUGGCUAAUUUUUACCUUAGUCGCGUGAUCGCUCUGAUCACCCCUAGAUCCACCCCUGGCUUCAAUCAUUAAUAAUUUUCUUUCUCUUAAUUUACAGGACUAUUCACAGCUGAUCAAAAACUGAAGGGUAAGACAAGUAUUUAUACUCGCCAAAAUCCAAAUGGUGGUCGUAGUGGUUAUGAAUGUAACGAGGAACGAGAUUACUAUCCUUACUGGCAUCCUACUGACUGGAUUGAUAUAGCGGUGUUUGCUUAUAAUGAAAGCAUGUGUCAAUAUUAUCGGAAAGAAAGUUUCAAUGUCAAAAAUAAAG